ACUGGAGGGAGGAGAAUCCGAGCAGGAAGCGGAUGAGAAUAGCACAGAACCGAGGUCCGAUGUCGACCUCCGUACCAAGAUUCGGAAGGUCGAACUCUGCAGCGCCACAACAGUUUGAAGGUAAACCUCCAGUUAAUUGGACUCCUUUUAAUUUGCCCCGGUCACAAAUUUUCAUACAGAUCAAGAAUAAGAUGGAUUUAAGGCGUCCCGGCCCAAUGAGAACUACUGCUGCUAGCCGAGAUCAUAUUAGAUAUUGUGAUUUCCAUCAAGAUCAUGGUCAUACAACAGAGCAAUGCAACAGCUUGAGGUCCGAACUGGAAAGUCUUGCCCAGAAGGGAUUGUUAAAUGAGUACAUUCAGAGAGCUGAACAGCCACGAUUUGUCAGAGAACAAGGGCCACCACCUCAAGGAAUCCGUAACCCGCCAAAUCGACAAGGUGUGGGAUACCAGCAAACCCCACCUCUGCUCCCACCACCAGCUAGAAUCAUACACAUGAUCACGGGAGGCUUGGAAGCCGGUGGACUAAGCUCUAAGCAGUGAAAGUUGUAUGUCCGAGAGAGAGUCUAUCUAAUAUAGCCAGCCAAGCAAUAAAACUAUGUUUGGGGAUAGAAUUUGAGUACCAAAUGAGUCUAAACCAGGGUACCUUAGAUCUUUUUUGCCUAAGGAAGUUCCAAGUAGCACCUGUUCGAAAAGAACCUGAUG
Molecule: messenger RNA, 701 nt
Organism: Rubroshorea leprosula
Lineage: Eukaryota; Viridiplantae; Streptophyta; Magnoliopsida; Malvales; Dipterocarpaceae
Source: the annotation of a GenBank genome assembly